Messenger RNA from Nematolebias whitei (Rio pearlfish), 2064 nucleotides. RefSeq names its product zinc finger and BTB domain containing 33 (gene zbtb33). Gene Ontology annotation, molecular function: RNA polymerase II cis-regulatory region sequence-specific DNA binding; protein binding; DNA-binding transcription factor activity, RNA polymerase II-specific. NCBI's taxonomy places the organism in Eukaryota, Metazoa, Chordata, Actinopteri, Cyprinodontiformes, Rivulidae. The record is from RefSeq and is a predicted model, not a curated record. Gene Ontology annotation, biological process: regulation of transcription by RNA polymerase II. Gene Ontology annotation, cellular component: nucleus. The coding region runs from base 100 to 1935 and encodes 611 amino acids. The transcript has 2 exons.
UUCCGGUGUUUUUUCGGCCAAAGCACACCGGGCAAUUGGCUUGUUGGCUUGCAGCUCAUUGGUCAUCUUAGUGUUGACUGAAGUACAACAGUUGCUGAAAUGACAAAUUUGAAGCUGAUAUCGGCAACCAACACACAGUAUUCAGCAGAAAUCCUGACGUCCUUGAAUGCGCAGCGAAGUCAUGGAUUGUUUUGCGACAUCACAGUCAUCAUACAGGACAAGAAAUUCAGAGCUCAUAAAACAGUCCUGGCUGCCUCAAGUACGUACUUUUACCAGCUCUUUACUGUUGCUGGACAAGUGGUUGAGCUGAACUUCGUCAGACCAGAAAUCUUUGAGCAUAUUCUCACCUACAUUUACAGCUCCAAAAUCGUGCGUGUUCGCUCUGACAUGCUCGAGGAGCUCAUAAAGGCUGGACAAGUACUGGGAGUGAAGUUUAUUGCAAACUUGGCUUUACCUCUAUCCCAGGUGAAAGGUAUUUCUGGUUUGUCUAAAGAGACAGGACAGAAAAACGAGACCUCUGAAGAGAAUAUGCCAGUCAUCACAGAGUCCUUCUCCAUUUCUGCAGAGGAAUUCAACCAGUCAAACAAAUCUGCAGGAAAUGAGGACGACUCGGAUGACGUUGUGUUCGUCUCACAUACAGAUGCUCAAAGCAGAGCAGCCAGACAAACGGCCCACUCUGAAAUUAUAGAUUUGGAUGCGAUAGAAUCAGAAAAUGUGACAUCAAAACAAAAUUCUGAAUUAAAUAAUGGUGUUGGAGCACAUGCAAACAAAGCCACAACCCCCCUGAGAAUGAACUCUGCAAAGCCUCACAACGUGCCAGAGAACAGCCCUCUCCGUAGCCCUGACAGCAGCUCCAACGUUUCGUCUUCCUCUGCCAAAAUCUGCACAGGAAGUGUUCCUUCAGUGCAGGCCAGAUCAGACCACCUCACCUCUGGACCACCCAGUGCCGCUAACUCCUCUGAAAGCAACGACGUAAUGGGAGUCCACAAGAAGCAAGUCACUACUUCAUCCCUAACGGGGGAUUCCAAGAUAAGGCUUUUAGAUGUUGUUGAUGCCUCAGUACCUGUAGCUAACACUGAAAAGCUGCAAACGCCAGAUAUGCAAACGGUGACCUUCAACACACCCACAGAAAUGGAUUCUUUGUCAUCAGGCUGUAAAGUGUAUGCUAAUAUUGGCGAAGAUACUUUUGAUAUUGUCCCAGUGAAGGAUGAUCCAGGGGAAGGAGGCUCUAAAGCCAAUAAAGGCAAGAGAUCCUUUAUGGCAACGCCCUUGAAAGCCUCCGAUACACCACCUUUGCCAACAGAACUUGGACCAAACAGGAAGAGGAACAAAACUGAGGUUGAGGACCAUUAUGAGCUGGUCAUGGAUGGAAAGACAUUCUUUGUUUGCAUCAUCUGUAAGCGUCCCUACGUGUGUCUGACCAGUCUGCGUCGUCACUUCAACACUCACUCGUGGGAGAAGAAGUACCCGUGUCACUACUGUAACAAGGUCUUUGCCCUGGCUGAAUACAGAACUAAACAUGAGAUCCACCACACAGGAGAGAGGAGGUACCAGUGCCUACUGUGUAACGACACGUUCCUUAACUACCAGUUACUCUCCUCGCACUGCAAGUCGGUCCACAACCAGGAUCCGAGUGGGAGGAAGGAGAAGGAAGAUGGCGAGAACAACUUAUACCGCCUGCUGCCAUGGCAGAAAAAGAUGAACACGUGGGUUUCGGACGAAUCGGAGGUUCCUCUCCUAUGUGACGAUGGCAGCAUGAAUCACAUAAACACAGACAGUGAUGCUGUUCUCCCGUCCACCCAAAAGUUGAACUGGGACAGCAUGUUUAUCAACACUCACCCGCAACCGGAGGCCGAGACUCAACCAGGCUCGACUGUGAAGUCCGCUCCACAGGGAGGCACAGAGUUUGAGUAUAUUACACCAGAAAUGUACUAAAGAACAGUGGCCUUUUAGGCGCCCACUCACUUUUUACCUUUCAGUUGAAUCUCAACAGUCAUUUAAUGCAUUUACAACUUUGGGCUUUAUUUUUAGAAUCUGAUGGUUUUCUAGAUUUUAUUUUUUUAU